Molecule: messenger RNA, 1080 nt
Organism: Perkinsus marinus ATCC 50983
Lineage: Eukaryota; Perkinsozoa; Perkinsida; Perkinsidae
Product: Quinolone resistance protein norA, putative
Exons: 8
Coding region: 1-1080 (359 amino acids)
Biological process (GO): transmembrane transport
Cellular component (GO): membrane
Molecular function (GO): transmembrane transporter activity
Source: RefSeq, a predicted model, not a curated record
AUGGUUACCGGUCCGAUAUCAGACAGGAUUGGGCGUCGUCCCGUCAUCGUGGGCGCUAUGACAAUAUUCAUGGUCUCGCAGUUCCUUGUAGCCAAUGCCUGGGACUUGGGAAGCUUCGCUGGCUUCCGCGCUAUGGGAGGUGUCGCUGCUGGUACCCGUCCGGUGAUCAUGGCGUUCAUCCUCGAUAGCAGUCGAUACGAGGACAUGAAGAUGUACGGUGUUAUGUUUGGAUUGUGUGUUGUGGUCGGCCAAGCAGUCGGACCAAGCAUUGGUGGAGCUUUGGCCGAGAUAACUCUGUCCUUCCCCUUCUACUUCGUCGGUGUGCUAGGAGCGAUCCUUGUAUUGCUGCUUCUGUUGUUCCUCACUGAAUCGUUGCAUAAAGAUGAGAACGGCAUGCCUAUACGAAGAACGGGAGGACCUGAGGUCGUCAUGGCUAAGAACAAGUUCCUGUGGCCCACGGUCGCCUGUAUGGCCUUGGCAGCUUUCGCAGGACAGUAUAUAGAGAUCAACUGGUCUACUGUAUUCGGCCUGCUAGGCUCGGAGCAGUAUCAUCUCAACCCUAGCCAGAAUGGUGGAGUUCUCAGUAUUGGUGUCCUUGCGAUGAUUGCUGUGAAUAUUGUUUACGUGCCGGUUACUCGUGUUAUCGAGCCGGCUCUGGUGGCAAGCAUUGGUCUGUUCUUUUCUUGCCUUAUCGUUAUCGUUCCCUUUAUACACAACCUGGUCGGGGUUAUUUUCUUGGGCAUGGCUAUCCAAGGAGGAGCGAUGUGUUACUUUGCCGGUAUGGGGUACUUCUCGGCAAGUGUUUGCCCCCCUAAAACGAGAGGACUCGUCAAUUCUGUCAUCAUGGCCUCUGCGAAUUCUGGUGGAAUUUUCGGUCCAUUCGCUGCCGGUAUUCUGUACGGCUUGAACACAGCCGCUCCGUUCUACCUGUCUGUCGGUGUCUCCUGUCUCGGAGGCCUAGCCUGUUUUGGUAUCCAGAUGGGUAUAGCACAUCAGUCGAAGUUAAAUGAUGAUGCUGUAGAAGGACUAAUGACUGAUGUUCAUGACGAUCAGUCUACUACUCGCACAUUUUCGGUUUAA